UCAAAUCAACCGACCCGACCCUAAUUAUGAUGACUUAAUUGUAAAAUUUGCUUACGUGGCAACAUUCCAUUGGCACCCAUGAUAAACUCCACGUUUAAUUUUACUCUCUAUUUUCCUUUUCCUAAUUUCUUUGUACUUCCAAAUUAUCCCAAACGAAAAGAAAGAAAGAAAAAAAAUCAAAAAAAUUGUUUAAAAAAAAAAAAAAUCAAAAAAUUGUUGCGAAGCAAAAACAUUGAAGCGAAGUCAGUGAUCGCCGGUACCAUUAUUACCGAGGAGAGAGAAAAUCGGAUAAACAACAAUGGCGGAAAACUCCGAUAAUCAGCCCACCGUUUCCGACAAUUCUACACCUCCUCCUAAACCUUCUCAAGAUGAUCUUAAACUUCCUCAGGUGCCAAAUUUCCCUUAUUUUCCACCUCUACAACAUGGUGGUGUCAAUAUGUUACCGAUCAUGUACCCCACACUACUUCCAGGUAUUGCUAAUGCGCAGAACUUAGAGCAGAAUAAUCGUGGACCAGGCAUUUAUGCUGUUCCGAUGCUUCCAUUUAUGGGAACUGUCACUGGGAUUCCCACUGAUACUCUCAUUCCUCUUACAUACAGCACACCAACGAGAGUAGCCUCUUCUGAGGCUGGAACUGCUAGUGGGGAGCAAAGCCAGGCGGGCCAGCAGCAGCCACAGCAACAGCAACCUCAGCUUGGACCUCAAAGACAAAUUGUUGUACGGAGAUUUCAGAUCGCAUUUCAGCUUGACUUGCUGCUUAUAUUAAAGUUGGCAGCUGUGAUCUUUAUAUUUAACCAAGAUGGGUCGAGACAAAGGCUUGCUCUGCUUGUGUUCUUUGCCUUUAUCGUCUACUUAUACCAGACUGGAGCUUUAACUCCACUUAUGCGUUGGAUUUCACAAGCAAUGCACAGGGCAGCUGCUCCACCCCGGCCACCAAGGCCUGCUGCCAGGGUUGACCCAAUUGUUAGACAAGGGGAUGAUAAUGUUGCUGCAGCUGCUGCUGAUGCAGAACCUGGUGCAGAAAAUGACAAUCCACCAGCAGAUGGUGCAGAACGUAUUGCUGAAAAUGAAGCUGCUCCAGAGGCCGGAGUUGAAGGAGGCAACCAAUGGUGGGGUAUAGUUAAAGAGAUUCAGAUGAUAGUUUUCGGCUUCAUUACCUCUCUCCUCCCUGGAUUCCACAACAUGGAACAUCAUGCUUAAAAGGCUUAUGGACUAACCAAAUCACUCCACCCAUGCCAAGUACAUUAAAAUUAAUUUCAACAUAUGCAUCGUACAAUAGAUGGAUAGUAUGAGAAGAAUUACGAUGUCUAGGUUCAAAGUGAAGAUGAGUUUUAUACCUGUUAAACAAUUUGCAUAUCAAUGUCUUUUUAUCUUACUGUGAGGGUAGAAGGUGUCCAUGUUGUUACUGUGAGGGUAGAAGGUUUUCAUGUUGUAUUCAACGAGUAUAUCUUAGUAAAUUAUAUUUCUUUUUCUUCACUUUUGAAGUGUUUAGUUUACCAUGAGGAACAUCAAUGGUAAAGUGGUAAAUGCAUUUAAAGGUAAUGGACAACGUUGUAGAUUCUUGGAGAAA
Chenopodium quinoa (quinoa) is the source of this 1568-nucleotide messenger RNA. RefSeq lists its product as uncharacterized. The coding region runs from base 299 to 1198 and encodes 299 amino acids. NCBI's taxonomy places the organism in Eukaryota, Viridiplantae, Streptophyta, Magnoliopsida, Caryophyllales, Amaranthaceae. The transcript has 5 exons. The record is from RefSeq and is a predicted model, not a curated record.